AUGGAACUUAUGAUUCAAUUUUUCAAGUGUUGUGGCAGGAAAUCAGGAAUGAAUAACCUGCAAUCCCUGACUCAACCUGAAAAGGAGAAGAAAUCAAAAUCCAAAGGUAAAAAGAAGAUGCCGAAUGAUGAUAGUCUUGUGGAAAAUCUGACUAACCAUGAGGUUAUCGAAGAAGCUCAACCUGAGAAGACGAAGAAGAAGCAACAGAAUGUUGAAGAGAAUCUAGGAGUCUUUUCUUUAAGUAAUGAAGUAUUGGAAGUGCAUGAAGUUGGUGAUGGUGAAGACAGCCGACUUAAGGGAGAUAAUACCAACCAGCAGGUGAAGAAGAAGAAUAAAUCAGAAAAAUGCAAAGAGGUAGUUGAAAAUGCCCAACCUGUGAUGGACAAGAAGAGAGAGAAGAAAGGUGAUGUAGGUGCCAGAGACAGUGUAAGAAACAGGGACAGAGGCAGUAAAAAAAGGAAGGAGAAAUCGUUUGGGUGUAAUACUGAAGAAGAUAUAAAUGCUGGUGUGUUGGAGAAUUCUAAUGAGAAUGGAACAGCUGAGCCUACUGAUAACUCCAAUCACAAUAAGAAAUUGAAGGACAAGAAGAGAAAGAAGAAGGAUGAUGUAGGAGCCGGAGACAGUGGGAAAAACAGGGACAGAGGCAGUAAAAAAAGGAAGGAGAAAUCUCUUGGGUGUAAUACUGAAGAAGAUAUAAAUGCUGGUGUGCUGGAGAAUUCUAAAAAGAAUGGAAUAGCUGAGCCUACUGAUAACUCCAAUCACAAUAAGAAAUUGAAGGACAAGAAGAGAAAGAAGAAGGAUGAUGUAGGAGCCGGAGACAGUGGAAAAAACAGGGACAGAGGCAGUAAAAAAAGGAAGGAGAAAUCUCUUGGGUGUAAUACUGAAGAAGAUAUAAAUGCUGGUGUGCUGGAGAAAUCUAAGAAAGAUGAAACUGUUGAGCCUACUGAUAACUCCAAUUGCAAUAAGAAAUCUAAGAAAGUCAAGUUUUCUGAUAAUGUUGAAGUUUUUCCCAUCACCGACACUCCUAGUAAGGGGAAGAAGAAAAAGCUUUAUGAUGGCAGUAAGGAGAAGGAUGAUCUCGAAGAUAGCGUGAUACAUGGGAAGCGAUUCUCCAAAGAGGAUGAUGAGAUCAUCCAAGAUGCGGUAUAUAAGUACAUAGAGGAUCAUCGACUGGCUGAACAGGGUUUAGGAAUGAUAUUGAACUGUAAGUCCCACCCAGAAGUUAGACAUUGUUCGAGAGAAAUUGGGGAGGCUUUGCCUUAGAGACAUUAUCGGGCUGUCUAUUGGCGGGCUCAUGUAUUGUUUGAACGAAGUGAGGCUCGUAAGUGGACCCCAGAAGAGAUUGAGCUGCUUAAGAAAUUCUAUGAAAAGCAUGGCCCAGAUUGGAAAACGUUGAGUAAUGAACUGGGCAAACAUCGGUUUCAUGUAAAAGAUACAUGGCGUAGGAUCAGGUUCCCCAAUUUGAAGAAGGGACGCUGGACCUUAGAAGAGUACCAGAAUCUAUUUAAUCUUGUUAAUUUGGAUUUGAGCAUGAAGGUAUUUGAAGAAAAGAAAACAAAGCAUGGAAUGCUACGAGACAACAUAUGCUGGGAGGCCGUAGGUGAAAAGCUCUCAACUCGAACAAAUUCUGUGUAUUGCACGAAAUGGUAUGACCAAUUAACAUCUUCCAUGGUAUCUGAAGGAGAGUGGGCUAACUCUGAUGAUUAUAGGUUGUUAAUUGCGCUUGUUGAUCUUGAUGCUACUUGUGAAGAAGAUGUGGAUCGGGAUUAUCUUUUGGAACAUAGGUCUGGUGAUGUAUGUCGUAAGCGCUGGAAUGAAAUGGUACGCCAUAUUGGUGAAAAUGGUGUCAAACCAUUUAGCGAGCAAGUUGAAAUUCUUUCCCAGAGAUUCUGCCCGGAUAUACUAGAAGCAAGAGAAAUUUAUGACAAUAAAGUUCCUGUUGAUCUUUAGUUUGGCUUUGGUCAUAGAUUUUGUUUUGCUACGUUGUAGGGUGUUUUGUUUGAGAUUUAGAAGAGUUUUUCUCCAACAACCUUAAAUAUUGGAAGACAAAUGAAAGAAAAAACAUAUAUCGGAUUAGAGGAUAUUACCUUUGAACAUUUAUGUUUAUGUUGUAAUUUAGGGGAAGAUAACCCCCAUGGCACCUUUGGUAAUGUGUAAGCUGGAUUAUAUUUAUCUUUGAUAUAUUGCUCCCUUUAACCCAAAAACGAAAAUGAAAGAGAAAACGUCCUAUUUGUAUGAA
Molecule: messenger RNA, 2239 nt
Organism: Beta vulgaris subsp. vulgaris (sugar beet)
Lineage: Eukaryota; Viridiplantae; Streptophyta; Magnoliopsida; Caryophyllales; Amaranthaceae
Exons: 1
Coding region: 1-1263 (420 amino acids)
Source: RefSeq, a predicted model, not a curated record